CUCGACCACAACACCCAUGCCGUCUCUCGCGAUCCCGUCGCUUGCCAAUGUCUGCGCCCUCAACGACUGGGACAUAUCAUCAAGUCUCUAUGAACCCGGGCAAUGCAGGCGCUUUGGCACGGUCGAAUUUAUGGCUGUCAGUCAUCUUACCGCUCGAGCGAGCCGUCUUACCGCCCGAGCGCGCAGUCACCCCAGCACAAUCCACCACCUAUACCGCCACGAUCUCGAAGCCCUGAUCUGGGUCCUCGUUUGGACGAUCUCCUGCUAUGCAGAUGGAGAGAAGAUUCACGCCUACCCUCCUAUGUUCAGUGAAUGGGAUGCAAACAAGCCGACUCUGUGCGGUAUCACGAAGGGCGCUUUCUUGUUCAGCGGCACUCGUGUCACCCCCACCGCUGUAUCAUGGGAAGCGGAGGUCAGAUUGGCAGAUUAUUUCCUCAUCCAUCUGGUAGAGAUAUGUGCGGCUGCGUCCAUUCGCGCCCGAUUAGCGCAGGCCGUAUCGCUCACUGGCAUGGCUGAGCCUGGCAGUGGCGAGGUGCCAUGUGAGGCCGAUGAGCCCGGGCAGAUUUGGGCCAAAGUAUGGUCGAAUAUACACCGAUUUGAGAAGUUGCGCUAUAUCUUACCGUACAUCCCCAAGGUUUUGCCCGCUAUGCCGUAGCACCAUUUGUCCUCUCAACCGCACAUCUCAUACCGACGCGUAGGCUCUGCCUCCACAUCUCUCUUUUGCUAUCGGUAUCGUGACGGGCAAGUUCGUCUGUCAACCCUUCUCUAGGCAUAGCAAUUAUUUGCAUGCCCCGCUACGACUUUGAGGCCUCGAUUUGGAUGCUAGUAUGAGCAUAUUCAUAUGUAUAUUCCGAGGAGAACGACAACUUACAAUGCGGAUGCAGCAGAGUCUAGUUCGUCGACUGGACACACACGGAUCCGCACCCCAAGCAUACGCCGUCAGCUCUCUUCCUGCUUGACGGAAGCAUCAGUUCGCGACGACGUGUACUCCUCUGCCUUGACCGAGUCGUCCUCUGCAUUGACCGAGUCGUCUACUUCCUUGAGCGAGUCGUCUUCUUCCUUUAGAAAGGCGCCUCUCGACGAGGAGUUGACGCAGACAGUGG
Messenger RNA from Schizophyllum commune H4-8, 1103 nucleotides. RefSeq lists its product as uncharacterized. The transcript has a single exon. The coding region runs from base 17 to 655 and encodes 212 amino acids. NCBI's taxonomy places the organism in Eukaryota, Fungi, Basidiomycota, Agaricomycetes, Agaricales, Schizophyllaceae. The record is from RefSeq and is a predicted model, not a curated record.